This is a messenger RNA of Tachysurus fulvidraco (yellow catfish), 2611 nucleotides long. It is a transcript of the gene acvr1l, whose product is annotated as activin A receptor, type 1 like. Bases 228 to 1745 code for a protein of 505 amino acids. Gene Ontology annotation, molecular function: transforming growth factor beta receptor activity, type I; ATP binding; SMAD binding. The record is from RefSeq and is a predicted model, not a curated record. Lineage: Eukaryota; Metazoa; Chordata; Actinopteri; Siluriformes; Bagridae. The transcript has 11 exons. Gene Ontology annotation, biological process: BMP signaling pathway; heart development; dorsal/ventral pattern formation. Gene Ontology annotation, cellular component: plasma membrane; BMP receptor complex.
UUACGUUUGAAGCUAAAGGCAGCACAGCGCUAAUGGGGAACUUGUCGUUUACGCGAGUGACCAGUAGGGGGAGCAUGCACGCUGCUUCACACCGGGUGGGUGUCGCUCCAUCUGCUGUUUUUGACAACAGCCAAGAAGAUGUCUGCUCUGGAGAGAUGACUUACUGUGCAAAGGUUUAAAGACCGUGUUUAGAAUCACGUCAGGGUUUGUACAAUGCAGUGAACCAGAUGGGUCAUCGCUGCACCCGAGUCCUGUUCCUUGCGCUGCUCCAGGCGUUGCAGACAUUAGCUGAAGAUGGCUCCAUCCAGUGUGUGUGCAUGGGCAGAGACUGCAUGGCCCAGCAGUGUAAAGGCGAUCAGUGCUACUCUUCUGUGACCGUCAGAGACGGCGUGCGCUCGUUGCACCGCGGCUGCCUGAUUGGCCCCGACAGCAGGAGCUUGACCUGCUUGGCUUCUCCCUCAGCCAGUCACGUGAUAGAAUGCUGCGCUCGACCCAUGUGCAACGCCAACACCUCGGUGGACUCCCUGAUUCAGCUGCUGCUCAGGAAUCCAGAGGGAGAGCCCAUGCAUUACACUGUAGAGACUCUGGUACUGUUGGUCCUGGUCCCUUUAGCCAUAUUGGUGCUGCUCGCCGUGCUGGCCGUGUCCGUAUGCCGGCGUCUGCACCCACGCCGCCUGGAGCGACUGCACGAGUUCGACACGGAGCAGGGCGCCAUCGACGGCCUCAUCACCACCAACGUGGGCGACAGCACCCUGGCGGAACUGCUGGAUCAUUCCUGCACGUCGGGCAGCGGCUCGGGUCUGCCAUUCCUGGUACAGAGGACAGUCGCGCGCCAGAUCAGUCUGGUGGAGUGUGUCGGGAAAGGACGAUACGGAGAGGUGUGGCGAGGCCAGUGGCAGGGAGAGAAUGUGGCCGUGAAAAUUUUCUCCUCCCGGGACGAGAAGUCGUGGUUCCGUGAAACAGAAAUCUACAACACUGUUCUGUUACGGCACGAAAAUAUAUUGGGGUUCAUGGCGUCGGACAUGACGUCCCGCAACUCGAGCACGCAGCUGUGGUUGAUCACACACUACCACGAGCACGGCUCGCUGUACGAUUACCUGCAGCGCACCGCCGUGUCCGCGCCUGACGCCCUGAACAUGGCCACCUCGGUGGCCAGCGGGCUGGUGCACCUGCACGCAGAGAUCCUGGGCACAGAGGGCAAGCCGGCCAUCGCCCACCGCGACCUCAAGAGCAAAAACAUCCUGGUGAAGAAGGACAUGCGCUGCUGCAUCGCAGACCUUGGUUUGGCGGUCACUCACACACAAGCAGACAAUCAGCUGGAUGUCGGGAACAACCCCAAAGUGGGCACCAAGCGCUACAUGGCCCCCGAGGUGCUGGACGAGACGAUUCAGAUGGACUGCUUUGACGCUUAUAAGAGAGUGGACAUCUGGGCGUUUGGCUUGGUGCUGUGGGAGAUAGCCCGACGCACCUACAGUAACGGGAUCGUGGAGGACUACAAGCCUCCGUUCUAUGACCUGGUACCCAACGACCCCAGCUUCGAGGACAUGCGCAAAGUGGUGUGUGUGGAGCAGCAAAGACCUUUCAUCCCCAAUCGCUGGUUUUCUGAUCCGACCCUCUCAGCCCUGGUGAAGCUGAUGAAGGAGUGCUGGUACCAAAACCCUUCGGCCCGGCUGACGGCGCUGCGCAUUAAAAAGACUCUGGAUAAAAUCCUUGGCUCGUUAGAGAAGGGAAAACCGGACUACUGAGCUGAGACUUUGGAACAUUGUGUUGUUCUUGUUGGGUUUUUUUUCUUUUUCUGAUUUGGGAUCAGCAUCCUCAAGCAUCAGAACCCUUGAAUCUCGCAUCCAGGUUCCCCCGAAAGACGAGUCAAGAUUAAACGUGAGUCGUCGUCCAGGACCGUACGUUAGCUGAGUUCACUCUCGUCUCGGCUGCACAAUUACCAGGGAGCUGGUCCUAGAUGUGAGAUGGGGGGGGACAUAACGCUGGAAAUUCUGCAUACUUGAGCAUUUUAUUAUUAUUAUUAUUAUUAUUAUUAUUAUUAUUAUUAUUCGAAAGAAGUGGAGCUGUGAUUUAAAGCCACUUCUCCACGCUGUCAGUCGUGGCAUUCGAGGGCAGGCACAUGCCCUCUUGGUGACACCGCCAUAACGUUUCUUCCGCGUGCCUGCAUGAUAAAAGCCAUUGGAACGCUUGCGCAUCUAGCAGCAGCCUCUCUCUCUCUCUCUCUCUCUAUCCCUCUAUACCUUGCCUUUGCGCUCUCUUACUCUCAACUGACAAUCGCACACUGCUCAGUGGUCUCUGCACUAUUAGGCAGCCUCCCCCAAUACGCCUCUCUCAAAGCUGUGACCUUUUUAUGUCAACCUUUUAAUGAUGUUUUUUUAAGCAUUAACACAUCCUCUCUGCAUCUUCUCUCCGCUUUACUCUACCUAUCACCUGAGAGUCCCAGGUUCAGUGUGAAUUUGAGAAUAGUAUUCAGACUGUGCUUAAAAACGCCUGAUGCCUGUACUCAUAACCGCGCCUCUCACGUGUGCAGUGCCUGGUUUGUUUGUUUGUUUGUUUGUUUUUAAAGGAAUAACGCCUCAUAAAGCUCUAGAGUAAAAGCACUAACGUUUUA